AUUUGGAAUUCUGAAUUGGGAAUUUGAGCACCGAACGAACACGGUUAGCUUGUUGAAACUCACAGAUGAUCUCACUUCUUUAGUUUAGCUUUUUUUUUGAUAAUUAUAAGGUUGAUUGGUAUAAAAAUAUAUACCACUAUACAGGAGUUCGGCGUAAGGUGGAGUGGUCUUGUCUCCCGUCGCCAUGUCAGUGCUGCUGGUGAAGUGACCCAGAGACUGCAUCAGCCUGAAGGAUCUCGCUGAUCGCCAUGAUGAGCUGGUUCUUCUUCAGCCUGCUCCUGGGGCUUUGGGCCCGCGAUGGACAGGCCGGUGGACUUAUGCCUCCCCAGAAAGUUAACCUGGACGCAGACAAUGCAGCACAACAGCUGUCGGUCACAUGGGAGGGCAGCCAAGCCACUUCAUUUGACAUGGAGAUUUUACGUACUGAACUCAUGGAGAUUGUAUUGAAUGAAACAGUGUUUGUAAAACUGAAUCUGAGCACCGGAAGGUACCAAAGGAACUGGACCUCGCCCGUACCCCUGGAGUGUACCUCACUGUCGGUUAAAGUGCGCUCCAGGGACGGCCAAGAUGUCAGCGAAUGGAGUCCUCAGCAGAUACUUCCAGGGAAGGACCUCCCAUACAAAGCAGAGGCACAGAUGUAUCCAGAAGUGAAAGUGGUUCCUGUGGGAAGCAACAUGACGUUCUGCUGCAUCGUUGCUGAGGGUCAGCAGUUUGGUAGCAUGUGGUACAGUCAAACCCGUUUGAAUGAGACCAUGCUCAGUAGGCGAACCUACGCUGCCACGGUAACCAAUCAGAGCCUGUCCAAACCCUCCGGGACCAACGUGUUCUGUAGCAACGAGAAAACAACAAUCAAAACCGCCGAUGCUGGGGCCGUGGUGUUUGUGGGAUACCCUCCUCUACCCAGUGACCUGGUUUGUGAAACCCAUGACCUGGUCUCUGUGAGCUGUGCUUGGACAGAGGGCCGUAAGACCUACCUAUAUGGAACGCAGCGCAAGACCAACUACACUCUGAAUGGAAGGGCCUGCUCCAUUGAAAAAGGACCGAUGCAGUGUGGUUUGGACCAGUGGGAAGGUUUCUGGACCCUUGUGGCUUACAACCCGCUGGGCCAGGUCAGGCUGACCGAUGCGGCCGAGCUGGACCACCGAGUCCGCCCGCUGGCCCCUGUGAAUUUGUCCCCCCGGGUUGUCCAGGCCUUGAAUGCCAUUGUGGAAUGGCGGUGGAGUAUAGAGGGCUAUAAGACACUGUCCCUCAUCUGCCAGGUGCACCUGACCAACCUGUGGAACAACAGCACGAAAACCUACACUGGUGUUGGAUUGAACAGCGUGGUACUGAAGGAUUUAGAACCCGAUGAAGAUUACAGCGCUAGGGUCCGCUGUGGAGUGCAGAAGAACUUCUGGAAAUGGGGAGAGUGGAGUUCAGCCCUGGCAUUCAAAACCAAAAUGGACCGCCCAGAUGCUCCUGAUGUAUGGGUAUGGAUGAACAGUGACGACUUUGGCCGUGUUCUGUGGAAACCUCUAACCAAGCGACAGAGCCAUGGCCAGAUCACUGGUUAUGAGGUGACCCUGUGGAGCCCAGAGGAGAAUAUCCAGCAGACUGUCACCCUCCCUCGGACCACACACAGUCUCCCCAUCAAUGGGACUGACCGUGGGAGUACGGUCAUGGUCACAGCGCGGAACCCCGCUGGUGUCUCCCGCCCAGCCAGCGUCGUCGUCCCCGGACAAAUCCCGGAUGAAAAGGAGAUCCCCGUCUCCAGGGUGGCGUUCAACGGCAGCGGUUUCUCGCUGUCCUGGGCGGCCCACGCUAACGCUAGCUGUGGCUACGUGUGGGAGUGGUACCGCACUGGCUGUGCACUGGACUGCAGUGUGGAGUGGACCAGGGUGGCGCCGGACAACACGUCCGCUGUGGUUCAAUCCAGUGACUUUAUGUCAGGCGUGAGAUACACGCUGUCCGUGUACGCCUGUUCGUCGGAGGCGCCGCGGCUGCUGGAGAGAUGGCACGGGUACAUGCAGGAGCUGGCCCCGUCUAUGUCCGUCCCGGGGCUGUCCCUUGAUCAGAAAGGCUCUGAUGUCCAGCUGACCUGGGAGCAGAUUCCACUGGAGCAACAGAGAGGCUUCAUCCUGGGAUACAACGUCUACCUGACCCACACUUCACACCCCACCCUAUAUGCCAACAUCACAGAUCCGCAGCUUACAAACCUCACCGUCAGUCACCUGAGUCCGGGCUCCUACAAGUUCACCGUUAAGGCAUACACCACGGCAGGGGAGGACGAAGGGGUCACAGGGUUCAUCUCACUGAAGCCCUACACUGAUUGGCUGAUCUUGGAGAUCCUGGUUUCCCUGGGGGUCAUGACCUGUCUCCUCACCCUCAUCAGUAGUCUUUGCUACAGGAAGAGGAAGUGGGUGAAGAAAGCCUUCUACCCGGAGAUUCCAGAGCCCAAGCUCCCAGGAUCCUGGGGGAUCACUCAGGGGACGUUGGACGUGAAGCCUUCCCCCCACAGUAUGGUACACAUUGUGGAGAACCCUGAGUGGGAAUCCAGCAAAGAGGCCCUGGUGACCGUUCCUGAGGAGGAUGAGGACGAAGACGGCGACGAGCCCCUUGCACUCCGAUACUACAACCACGUGGUGGGGGAAGGCUCCACUUCUGGGAGACACCCUUAUGCGUUCGACUCCUCGGCCUCCUCCAUCGGCUCCAUGGACUCGGGGCGCACAGAUGUCACCUACACCGGCAUCCAGACCUCGGCCUCCUCUCCGGUCCCACCCCAGCCUGAUGCAUCCGGCCCCGGGCGACGUGUUGGCGGCGGAGGUUAUCAGCCCCAGAUGCAGUCGGCGUUGUACCCAGCAGUAGCCCACACUGGCCCAGAGGAGGCCCCUGAGCUGGGCUCUUUCGGAGGGUAUCAGCCCCAGUGCUCCUGGAAGCCGGACUCCUCAGAUGCUGAAGACGGCGGCUUGGACUGCAUGGGCAGUCCCACGUCGGUCACCUCCUCCCAGUUCCUUCUCCCCGAAGACACGUCUUCCCCAGAGGGCAAGGAGAACCUGUCGUCAGCAACGACCUGGUUCCACCACUUCCUCACGGGCAAAACCUGAGGCUGCCCGAUGUCACAACGAUGGCCCAGAGUGUUACCGGUUUUCCACUGCCAUCCAUCACCUUCCCAACCUGGCAAUUGUUAACGCUCACUUUAUUGUCACGUUUCUGUACUAGGUUCAAGUGUGAACUCACAAAUGGACACAUGCGUGUGGGGAUGCGAAGAGGACUCUAACGACUAUACUAACACUUAUUACACUAAUCCUCGUUUCGCUCGACUGCCUUUGUGAUGACUGUGUUCCGCGAUGUGCGUGCUGCAGUGCUACUGAAAGAGUCCAAGGCAUUUUAGGAGUAAAUGUAAAUCGUUUUCUGAACAGAACGCCCUGAAACUCACACACGCCUGCUACGCAAUCCAGAAGUUGGACAUUAACCCUCUUAUUUGAAAGUGAGAAUUUCUUACUGUCAUCCUCUGGAACUGUCUAGUUAUAGCAAGUAGUUACUCAAAUAAGCUAGUAGUACAUGAAGAAAUGGACUAUCAAUGUCAUUGUCAUCUGUGUUUACUCUAGGAGCUUUUAGGGCCUCCAAACUUGGGGUGUCUUUAGUAAAUGUGGAAGCUAAGUUAGUUCUCCCCGAUUUCUUUUUGCUAAAAUUAGCAUUUUGAAUGCAGUACCUUCACAUUCUUAAGUAGAAAAUAUUUUUUAAUUAGAUGUUAUAUUCCGGAUAUUGUGGGCCAUUGAAUUUGCUGAAUGUUCUGCAGCAUUAUACCAAAUCAUGUCACAAUAUGACUACUGAAGUCAUGUCUGUUGACAGUGUAAACAAAAAAUAGAGCUUGCCUUGAGAAUGUUAAGCUUCCAUUCAUUUUACAGAUUUUUGACUGUCGUUUUAUGCCUUGUCACUAGAUAGUUUUCUGGUUUAAAAACAAAAACAGAACACGUUAUGUACAGUUCGUCAUGGGAUCUGUAGUUAUCCUCUGAACAGUGAAAUAUGGAUGGAGGUAGUCCUCCAUAAUAGUACUGGUUAGGGUUAGUUUAAGUUGAAGCACACUGACAUAUCCAUUUAAAUUCAUGAAAAAGAAACAGGAAUUAGAAUUAUGGUUAACUUUUUGAGUGGACCCCAAACCUCUUAAUUGUACAAAUGUUACGUUUUUGUCUUCCUUACAACACAAUUAUUUCUGGCAUUAUUCAGACGUUCUACAGCUGCAUUUGGAAUUGUUACUGUGAAGAUAUGCACUAUAUAUACAGCCUCAGAGUUACUGUUGGUGUUUGAGAACUGCUGUUCUAAGGUUAACUGGACUGCUAGUUCUAGAACUAGCAAGAGUGUUUGAGGUAGAUCCAGGUGUACUUUCUUUUCGAUCCAGGUUUCCGUGUAUGUUGUAUCAAAUUUCCCAGGCAAUUGACAGAGGGCACUGGAAUGUCUGGGAGCUGGUGUCGAACUCCUCAAGUGAACACUGACAUCUCACCAUAACCUGGUCCCAGAUCUGUUUAAGCACUCCAUUGCCUAUUGUUAGUGACAAGGAGCAAGCAAUUUUGCCCGCUGACACUCAGGCUGAUCUGGAAACGUUUGUUAUCUCCGAGCCUCCAGCAACAAAGCUUUGAGUACUACUGUGACAUAAAGGUAUAACGUUCAGGGUAGUAAUUUAGAGGGAUGAGAAUGCAUGGAUUUAAAAAACUUAGUCUGGCUCCCAAAAUGACAUCCAUCCUAUGAAUAGGAUGCCAUUAGGGAAACGUUCAUACUCUGUUUUUAAGACUGUUGGAGAUUAACGUAAUGCUAUGUAUUGAUAUUUUAUGUUUAUUUUGUCAAUUUGGCAUUUCUUCUUGCUCUGAACUAAAAAGAAGUAUAUAUAAAAUUGUGUAUUGCUCACCUCAGUGUAAAGAAUUUUAUUUUUCACUGUUCUAAAAGUUUCUGUCUUUUUUGGAAUACAGUUUUUUCUCCAUGCUAGAUCUGUUAGCAGGGUGAGUCAAUCCAUUUGUUUACACUGUUCAAUGAAACUGGUGGCAUUACAACUGCUUCAGCUUGUGUUGUCACAGUUUAGUGUUAGGAAUCAUGAUGUCUGGUUAUAGCUCUUGUGGCUUUGCAUUGCCUUGAGGCUUGUGCAUGUUGUAUAAACUAGAAGUGUGCCAAGUGCUAGGAAAACACUGUUGUAUGGACUAUAUUCAGCAUUUCCAUCAAUAUACAAAUGAAAUCAAAUAUAUGCUAUCUACUAAAUAUGUAAACACUAAUAAUGCAAUUUUUUUGCAUGAUUGCUUGCCUUUUCAGAGUUUGUGCGGCUCUUAUUCUGAACUAUUGAACACUAUGCUUUGGUGUGCAUUCCAAAUGGAACCCUAUUGCUUCCCCUAUCCCCUACAUAUUGCACUAAUCCUAAAGGGAAUAGGGAACCAUUCAGUAUGCACACUUAGUUGAAAAAAUGAAAUUAUUCAGCAUUAUCAACUGAAAAAAAUGAGAACACUAAUUGUAAACACUGUUAACACUAUUGCAAACUGUUUUAAAGCAAUAAAUAUAUUACUACCUUU
Esox lucius (northern pike) is the source of this 5531-nucleotide messenger RNA. RefSeq names its product LIF receptor subunit alpha a (gene lifra). Gene Ontology annotation, molecular function: protein binding; cytokine receptor activity. Lineage: Eukaryota; Metazoa; Chordata; Actinopteri; Esociformes; Esocidae. Bases 249 to 3083 code for a protein of 944 amino acids. Gene Ontology annotation, cellular component: external side of plasma membrane. The record is from RefSeq and is a predicted model, not a curated record. The transcript has 18 exons. Gene Ontology annotation, biological process: cytokine-mediated signaling pathway.